GGCUCAGACAGAAGGAGCCUCAGACCGGAGCGUGAUCUGCGCGCGAGACACAGAGGACUCACCGGAGGCGCGUGCACGGGUGGACUCACGGCUCUCGUUCAUUGUGUGUCUGAUUCUUCGUACGGGACAUGUCUGUGUCCGCGCGGGUCGCUCUGGCUCCAGCCCUCCUCCUCCUCCUCCUCUCCUCUCCUCCGCGGUGUGUUCAGGGCCUCCUCCUCGUCUCCGUUCAUCCCAGCUCUCCUCUCUUCUCUCUGGGCUCUCGCGCUCAGCUCGUCUGCUCCGUUCAGGGAUGCUCCGGAACUCCCACCAUCAGAUGGGCUCCUCCCGACGACCGCCCGCUCAUGGCUAGCAUCAGCGCUAAUUCCACGCACUCCACCGUGACCUUUGACCCCGUGCAGAUAGAACAUGACGAGUCGCUGCUGUGCAUAGCGAGCUGUGCGGGAGAGACGAGGAAGAUCAUAAGUAAAGUGCGGGUUUACUCGCUCCCGUCUUCUCCUCUGGUGUCUGGUCCGGUCUCAGUCCCGGUCUCGGUCCAGUCGUCUCUGGUCUGUGAGGUCAAGGACACGUACCCCCCCGAGCUCCUAACCCUGGUCUGGAUCAGGGGCAACCGGACCCUGCUCAGCACCACCGGGGAAUCUGGGUCUACGGUGGUCCGGUCCAAACUAGACUACACCCCCCACAGACCGGACUUCAGGGACCAAGACCAGAACCUGGAGUACAUCUGCAGGGCCUGGAUGGACCUGCCCCAGCUCAGUCCAGACCAGACCAUCAGAGAGACCAGAGUCCAAGUCCAACUGAUGUCCCCGCCCACAAACGUCUCCUUAUUGGCCAGCCCAGAGCAGGUGCUGGAGGGGCGGAGCCUCACACUCACCUGUCAGUCAGACGGAGCCCCGCCCCCUACACUGGUCCUGAGCAGGAAUGGGGCGGAGCUUCACAGAGAGAAUUCCACCCACUUCCUGUCCUUCAACCUAUCGUCUGCUCAGCUGCAAGACUCCGCCCACUACCAGUGUGAAUCCACCAAUCAGUACGGAGCAGCGCGGGACGCACGUGACAUCAGCGUCAGAGCCCCGCCCACAAACGUCUCCUUAUUGGCCAGCUCGGAGCAGGUGCUGGAGGGGCGGAGCCUCACACUCACCUGUCAGUCAGACGGCGCCCCGCCCCCUACACUGGUCCUGAGCAGGAAUGGGGCGGAGCUUCACAGAGAGAAUUCCACCCACUUCCUGUCCUUCAACCUAUCGUCUGCUCAGCUGCAAGACUCCGCCCACUACCAGUGUGAAUCCACCAAUCAGUACGGAGCAGCGCGGGACGCACGUGACAUCAGCGUCAGAGCUCACCCUCUCCAGGUCAGUGUUCUUCAGCAUGUGACCGUCGCAGACUCGGGUUCGUCUCUGGUCUUGACGUGUGAGACUCAGGGCUGCUCUCAGACUCCGGUCUUGACCUGGACUAAGACCGGCCCAGAUCCCGGUUUAGGUCCCGGUCCGGUCCUCCUGAGGACCAGAGACCGGACCGGGUCCAGACUGGUCCUUCAGGACUUGGACCUGCAGGACUCGGGGGCGUACAGCUGUGAGGCCCAGUGUGACUCAGUGACCCGGAGUGGGAAGACCCAGGUCCAAGUGUACGCGUUCCCGUCUGACCCGCUCCUCCUCUCCUCCUCUGGUCCCGUCGUUCUGGGUCACGAUGCAGUUUUCUUCUGCUCCGUGUCCAGCGUUUACCCGGCGUCCCGGCUCCGGCUGCAGUGGCUGAUGGGAAACGAGUCCGUCCAGAGCGAGGGCGGUUUUCCUCAUUCGGAGACGCUCCGGAACGUCUCAUCCGAACUGAGACUGGAUCCGAGCACAAUCCAGAACCUUCUACAGACCCAGAGGAACCAGACGAACGAGGCCCAGAGCCCAGGACAGAGGCUGAGCUGCCGGGUGGAGAUGUUGACGGAGGAGGGGGAGGUGUGGAGGACCAGGACCACCUCCACACACAUACACAUACACUACCCGCCUCAGACCUUGUCCCUGUCCGUGAUCCCGGAGCAGGUGCUGGAGGGGCGGAGCCUCACACUCACCUGUCAGUCAGACGGAGCCCCGCCCCCUACACUGGUCCUGAGCAGGAAUGGGGCGGAGCUUCACAGAGAGAAUUCCACCCACUUCCUGUCCUUCAACCUAUCGUCUGCUCAGCUGCAAGACUCCGCCCACUACCAGUGUGAAUCCACCAAUCAGUACGGAGCAGCGCGGGACGCACGUGACAUCAGCGUCAGAGCUCCUCCCAGGAUCACUUCGGUCCUGGUUCUUCCGUCCUCGGUGGUCUUCGAGGGACAGAAUGUGACCGUUUGCUGCUCGUCGGUCUGUGCCCCGCCCCCUUCAGUGUACCUGACCAAACUGACCAAUGGGACGCAGCGACACUCUCCGGACGGCACCUUCCUAUUGGUCAAUGUGUCGGCGCAGGACUCAGGGCUGUACCAGGUCAACGUGAGCAACGAACUGGGCUACGAAGUACAUGUCUUCUCCAUCAGUGUCAGAGAGCGCCGCAGCAGGAGGCCCGUCCCGUCUCCAGACCUCUCUCUCAUCCUCCUCUCGUGUCUCUGUGCGGCGGUGGGUCUCUCUUUGGCGGCUCUUUUCCUCGAGUACAUCCGGCGAGCGAGGAAAAAAGGCUCGUACAAACUCGCCCGCUCGUACCCGGAGUCAAACCCCGAGUCCAACCCCGAGUCCACGUGAGGAGACGCGGCCGAAAGCCACGUUUACCGAGUCGUGGCUCACACCCGAGACUCCAGGGGGCGCUACUGAAGUCCAACGAUCGCACCGUCCAAUCACAUCACAUCCUGUUGUCUAAAGAGUGUUUUUAUUCAUCAUCGGUAUCAGUAUCGGGAUCAGUAUCGAGUCUGGAGUCUGCAAAGAGGUGAAAUCUCUUGCCCAAGGACACAAUGUCAGUACGCGCUCGCCUCAAUGAAGGUUUGAACCACUUACUCUUUGGUUAAGGGGCGAACGCUUAACCCGCUGUGCCUGUUUUUGAGUGAAAGAAGGAGCUCCGUCGCUUCUGAGCCAAACCACAGCCUGAAACGUGGCUAACGCAAGCCACAAGUUUGACGUAAACACUGUGGAGAUGCUAGGACAAUGCUAACGUGAAGCUAAACGUGGCUAAAUGCUAAGUUUCAUUUAGCGCCAAGCAAAAAAACUAUAACGCUUUCCGGGAUUCAACGUCUGAACUCUGACCUCUGAGGACAACUGGAACGCAGCACGAAAGCAGAUUUUUGGCUAAUCUUGGCUAAUAGCAUUUUUUUUUGUUGCUAACGUGUUGCUAAAAUUUGCUAGUGGAUAAAAAAAUAUUAAGACUAAAGAUUUGUGUUGGUCCAAAAUCAUGAUAAUCAGAUUAUUGUACGUAACUGUGAAAUGUGAAGCCACUGUGGAACAUUUAUUAAACCCUCCACAGUAAAAGUCACACAAUGCACCUUUAGCUUGGCUUUUUGGCUAAUAUAUGCCUCCAUUUUUGUGUGAAAUAAUAAUAACAAUAAUAAUAAUCUAAACAUAUUUAUAAUCGUGUAGGUCUGACAUUAUUAUAACUCAAAUUACUCUUUUGUAACUGAAACGUGAAGCUUCUCAUUUGUGCCCGAUACUUUGCAGUGACGUCGCGCUGGGGGUAUUCCUCCUGUACGUCUAGGGCGGAAUGUUCAGCAGUUGCCGUGGUGACGCGAUGCCGGGAAAAUGUUUAAAGAUCUGCCUGAAAAUUUGAGAAAAAAAACACCAAAACAAAACACAAAUUGGAUUUAAACGGCACAUUUUCAGGACGGCGAGAGCGGCUGUGAAACCGUUGGCUAACGCUAGCUAGCUUGAAAGACGCGUUUAACAGCACAAAUCUCACUUAUUGCGGUUUCAGCUAAGUCGUCUCCUUCUGGUCAGAUUGCGCUAAAAUAAAGCCUCAGACGGAGCGGUGCCCCCAGUUAGCGUCACGCACACGGAGAACGUUGAUGACAUCAGAGCGUCAGUAACGUUAGCUUAGCGGCUUGUACCGUUUUGAUGUGUCUGUUGUUUUUAAUGGGACAAAGACAACAGGAAGUGAACCGUCCGUUUGUUGCUAAGCGACGUGUGCCUCGAUCAGAGUAAAGUUCCACUGUAAAUGUGUUUUUCAUGUUAUUUUCUGUUCGUCAUAUCCGCCGGUUUCAGAAAUACAAAAACUGUUGCCAAAGUUGUAAAAAGUCCUCAAAAUGGCGCCAAUAAACAGGAGGCUGAAACCCAUGAAUUUAAUCGACUAUAACAACGCAACGUUCGGCAGAAAAUGGCGCCUCAUUUUGAUCAAACUCAACUUUUAAAUCAACACCGAUGUUUUUUAUUUUUUAGCAGUGAUCAGGAAAUCCACAGAUGGAUCUUUAAAACUCUUCGAUUAUUAAUCAUCGUUUUUGAAGUUCCAGAGAUAAAACGACAAACAACAAACGAUAAAAUUUAUAUUAUUCAAAAGCCGAUUUCUUUUGUAAUCAAACUGUUGAUAUCGGGAGUCUCAAACUCGCGGCCCAGGGGCUAAUUACGGCCCACGAGGCAAUAUUUUGUGGCCCGCAGGACAAUAUGAAAGUGUAAUGUUAGUGCGGCGUUAGCAUGCUGCGCGUAGAAGGUUCCGCCAAAUUGGUAAACACACGUGUCACUCGCGCUGUGUACUCCCGUCACAAACGAUACAACAAAUUACGAUGUAUAACCAUAAAAGCCACAAACCCCCAGCCAAACAGGAAGUGAUCGUGGGCGCACUUCCUGUUCCAUCGAUUAGUCACAGGUUCAGCGUUUGUGGUUUCACCUUUUGGAUGUUUCAUGAUAAAGUCCAGUGUAAGUUUGAGUGUGAGUUUAAAUGUGUUUGUUGUGAAUCUGUACAGUUUUCAGUCUUUGUAUUAAAAAUAUAUUUAUUUCCUG
Messenger RNA from Periophthalmus magnuspinnatus, 4874 nucleotides. RefSeq names its product vascular cell adhesion molecule 1b (gene vcam1b). The transcript is spliced from 11 exons. The record is from RefSeq and is a predicted model, not a curated record. NCBI's taxonomy places the organism in Eukaryota, Metazoa, Chordata, Actinopteri, Gobiiformes, Gobiidae. Gene Ontology annotation, cellular component: membrane; cell-cell junction. Gene Ontology annotation, molecular function: cell adhesion molecule binding. Gene Ontology annotation, biological process: cell-cell adhesion. The coding region runs from base 129 to 2699 and encodes 856 amino acids.